Urocitellus parryii (Arctic ground squirrel) is the source of this 1738-nucleotide messenger RNA. RefSeq names its product MSS51 mitochondrial translational activator (gene Mss51). Lineage: Eukaryota; Metazoa; Chordata; Mammalia; Rodentia; Sciuridae. The record is from RefSeq and is a predicted model, not a curated record.
CAGUUUGUAGAGGAAAGUGAUAUGAAGGAACAGCUGCAAGUAAGCCACAACCUGGAUCUGAGAAGAUCAAGCACUCACUUCACUUGGAGGAAAGAGAGAAGGAAGGAAACCUAGGGCUUAGCAGGUUCCCAGGUAUCAUUGGACAGGUCAUGGCUCCACGCUUGCGGCGACGGAGGCACAAGAAAUCCCCAACAGUGGCUCCCGUGGUUGUGAUCCCUCCCACAGUUGUGACUCCUCUGCCUCUGACUCUCUUAAAACCUGGCCCUAGCAUUGACGCACAUGGCUUCUUCUCCUUGGACAGUAAUGUUCCUGGUCUGUCCCAGCUGAUCCUUCAAAAGCUGAACAUGAAAAGUUAUGAAGAAUACAAGUUGGUGAUAGAUGGGGGUAUCCCUGUAUCAGGCUUUGGAUUUCAAUGUCCUCAAGAAAUGUUCCAGAGGAUGGAGGACACAUUCCGAUUCUGUGCUCACUGUAGAGCACUCCCUAGUGACCUUUCAGACUCCAAAGUUCUUCGGCACUGUAAGAGGUGCAGAAAUGUCUAUUACUGUGGCCCAGAGUGCCAGAGGUCAGAUUGGCCAGUACACAGGAAGGUUUGUCAAGAGCUUCGUCUUGUGGCUGUGGAUCGUCUCAUGGAAUGGCUUCUGGUCACAGGUGAUUUUGUCCUACCCUCAGGACCUUGGCCAUGGCCGGCUGAAGUUGUACAGGACUGGAAUACCUGGUUUUCUAUGAGGGGGUUGCAGAUAGAUGCUACACUGAAUGCUAUACUAGGCAGUCAUGCUAUGACCUCCUUAUGGGCCAGUGUAGGAAGGCCGAGGCCAGACCCAGAUGACUUGAAGGGCUCUUUGAGGCGACUCCUGACAGAUGUUCUGUCACGGCCUUUGACUCUGGGCCUAGGGUUUAGGGUCCUAGGGAUAGAUGUUUGGAAGACUGGAGGAAGUGCAGUGCAUGUGAUUGGUGCAUCCCACGUGGAGACAUUUCUCACUCGUUCUGGGGACUAUGAUGAGCUUGGCUAUAUGUUUUCUGGACACCUUGGCCUCCAUGUGAUCAUGGUGGGUGUAGAUGUGUCUGCUGACUUUUUACACAGCACUUCAGCUUCACCUCUGGAACCUGGCACAAUUCAGCUUAGUGGCCACAGGAGCCUCUAUCAUGACUUCUGGGAAGAGCAGAUAGAGACUGGGAAGAUAGCCUAUCCAGAUAUGGUGGUGGCAUUCCAUCCAGGUUUCCAUGCAUCCCUGAACUUGAUGGAAGCUUGGCUGCCUACCCUGCUGCUACUUCGUGACUAUAAGAUCCCUACAUUGAUUACUGUUUACAGCCAUCAGGAAUUGACAGCCUCUUUGCAGAUUUUGGUGAACCUUGAUAUACACAUCAUUGCAUAUGGUGCUAACCCUUUCACAUCCCUCAAACCUGAACAGGUCUAUUCCAACCCCAACAAGCAGCCAGUAUACUGCAGUGCCUACUACAUCAUGUUUCUUGGAAGCUCCUGCCCGCUAGAGAGACAAUUAGAAGAGAAAGUGGAUGGUGUGGCUUAAAUAGCUGAGCCAAAUCUUAACUGGACAUCCGGAAAGUAGGGAAGUUGUAAUGAAAUUACCUUGAUGAUGCCAAAUUAUUGCCAACUUUAAAACAUACUGUAUUCUAAGCCCUAUUCACUGCCUAGGUACAGAUUGUAGACUGAAUAAGAGCUCUACUACUUAUCUAACAGUUUGGGCUAGAAAAUGGAGAUGUCAAUGACUUGAAAGUCAUG